AUGACGAACAAUGCAUACGAAUUGGACCCCGAUUCUAAUGCUCCUCCUCCUCCCAAUCCACACAAAUCUGCAGUCACAACCGAUAAGAAGCAGAAGAGGGAGAUCGAAAGUGAGACUAGGCCAACCAGGUACAUUCCAAUCGAUAUUGUGGAGUCUCUAUUGACGUCGAUGAACCCCAAGGAUGCCAUGCGCCUUAGUGUAGCAUGCAAGGAUUGGAGGGCCACCGCCCCGAAAUUUGACCCGACGAUGUCGAAGACCCCAUGGCUAAUCACCACAGAGUACCAGAAUCUUACCUGCAGCCUGCGGAGCGUCGUAGACAAGGAAGUCACCUUCAAAAUCGAGUUACAUGGCUACCCAGUGACAAGGACCUUAUUCUGUAAUUGCUCGCACGGUUGGCUGGUUGUUAAUCCUUCCAACCACAGCCGGAUGCUCUUGCUGAAUCCCUUCUCUAGGGCGUGGUUGCAACUCCCACCUUGUUUGCUUGAACCCAACUUUUUCCUAUGCAUGUCAUCAGCUCCGUCGAACCCAGAUUGUGUCCUUCUUGCACGUGACUUCAUCAAUCAACUGUAUGUUUGGAGGCCGGGAGACCAGCUCUGGACCUUCGAGAAAGACAGGGUCGAACUUUUCGAUACGAUUAUUAGCUUCGAGGGGCAAUUCUACACAUGGAAUAACCAUAUUGGGUGCUUAACGAUCUUCCGAGUUCUUCCUCUUCGGCUCAGGAAGCUAAUGUUGCCAUGUCCCAUCGAUCGUUCAGACUAUUUUAAUAGUAUCACGUCAUUGGUUGAGUGUGGCGGAAACAUAUUGUUGGUCUACGUAAUGGAGCAUGCCGAUGAAUCCCUGGUCGUCAUCUUAUUUCAACUAGAUCUAGAGAAAAAGAUGUGGAUCAAGUUGGAGAGCUUGGGAGAUCGAGCACUGUUCAUGAACAUUCCUUUUAAGCAUGCAUUUUCGGUCUUGGCUAGUGAAGCUAGAUGUUGUGCUAACUGUAUCUAUUUCACUCAUUUCUGGCAACUAUCUUCACAUGUUGAAUUCAUUUCCUACAACAUGGAUAGCCAUAGCAUCGAAAGAUUUCCCAAACUUGUCAAACACGGACGACAACAAUAUACUUAUAGCCAGUUCUGGAUCACCCCAAACUUGAGUUGA
Messenger RNA from Musa acuminata subsp. malaccensis (wild Malaysian banana), 1140 nucleotides. Its product is annotated as F-box protein At3g56470-like. Gene Ontology annotation, molecular function: protein binding. NCBI's taxonomy places the organism in Eukaryota, Viridiplantae, Streptophyta, Magnoliopsida, Zingiberales, Musaceae. The record is from RefSeq and is a predicted model, not a curated record.